AUGAAGUCUGCCGCUGUUAUUCUAGUGGGAUCGUUGUCCACCAUUGUUGCUGGACAUGGCUACAUGGUCACUCCGGAUAGUCGAACAAAGCUCGGAUUUGAUGCUGGAACCGACACAUGUCCCGAGUGCACCAUCCUCGAGCCCGUUCAGUCUUGGCCCGAUCUCGAUGCCGCCCCUGUUGGCCGUAGCGGACCCUGCGGAUACAAUGCCCGUGUGAGCGUCGACUACAACCAACCCGGCAAGGACUGGGGCAAGGAGGUGGUCAAGACAUACAAAGCUGGUGAUGUCAUUGACGUCGUGUGGUGUGUUGACCACAACGGUGAUCACGGUGGUAUGUUCACCUACCGUAUCUGCCAGGAUCAGGCUAUCGUCGACAAAUUCCUGGACCCAGAUUACCUUCCAACCGAGAAGGAGAAACAGGCUGCCGAGGCCUGCUUCGAUGAAGGUCUUCUUCCAUGCACCGGUGUGGAUGGACAGGCCUGUGACUACAGUCCCGACUGUAAAGAGGGCGAGGCUUGCCACCGCAAUGACUGGUUUACGUGCAACGGCUUUGAAGAUACCAAGUGCAAAGGCGUCGACAAUGCUGCACUAAACUCCUGCAAGACAACAAUCGCCGGUGGUUACACUGUCUCGAAGAAGGUCAAGCUUCCCGACUACGUCUCCAACCACACUUUACUCUCCUGGAAAUGGAACUCUUUCCAGACGGGUCAGAUCUAUCUCUCUUGCUCAGACAUUGCUAUCCAGUGA
Messenger RNA from Penicillium griseofulvum, 747 nucleotides. Its product is annotated as Chitin-binding, domain 3. NCBI's taxonomy places the organism in Eukaryota, Fungi, Ascomycota, Eurotiomycetes, Eurotiales, Aspergillaceae. The record is from RefSeq and is a predicted model, not a curated record. The transcript has 2 exons. Bases 1 to 747 code for a protein of 248 amino acids.